Molecule: messenger RNA, 2370 nt
Organism: Apodemus sylvaticus (European woodmouse)
Lineage: Eukaryota; Metazoa; Chordata; Mammalia; Rodentia; Muridae
Product: C-type lectin domain family 2 member D11-like
Exons: 5
Coding region: 16-699 (227 amino acids)
Cellular component (GO): external side of plasma membrane
Source: RefSeq, a predicted model, not a curated record
AUUGGGACCUCCCACAUGCUUCUGCCUCUCAGCUUACCAGUUCCAACCGAGGAAAAGCAGCUUCUCUGCUCUGAGAUGAGUGCCACAAAGAGUAACCUACUUGUACUCAGUACCACAGGCAGCCCGCAGGAGGGAGAAAUGGAUAAAAUGCUCCAAGGAAAAUGUCACAGAAUGGACUCCCUUGUGUCUCCUGCUCAGCUUUACUGCUGCUAUGGAGUGAUCAUGGUCCUCACUGUAGCUGUAGUUGCUCUUUCGGUUCUUUUGUCAGUAAGAACUACAGAACAGAUCUCAAUCGAAAAUAUCUAUGCUGCUUGUCCGAGCAACUGGAUUGGAUUUGGAAAUAAAUGUUUUUAUUUUUCUGAAGACUUAAGUAACUGGACAUCUAGCCAGACCUUCUGCAGGGAACAAGAGGCCCGACUAGCUCGAUUUGACAACAUGGAGGAGCUGGAGUUCCUAAAGAGAUACAAGGGAAUUUUUGACUACUGGAUUGGCCUGCACAGAGAGUCCUCAGAAGACCCUUGGAGGUGGACAGACAACACUGACUAUAACAGCACGGUUCCCAUCCGGGGAGUGGAAAGAUAUGCCUACCUGAACAACAAUGGGAUCAGCACUGCCAGGAUCUAUGCAGAUCGCAGAUGGAUCUGUAGCAAGCCCAACAGCCAUAGCCUCCACUGCCAGAUUCCUUUUUCUUCUGUGUAGCCUUUCUCAAGAGAUGCUUCUUAGUCUGUUAUCUAUGGGUGCUGCUCUUUCCCCUGUAGUUCCACAUUGCUAUCAAAAAGAAUUAAGAAUAUUUCCUAACAUCACAAAUGAAAACCAUCUUGGAGAGCUGCACAUAGAGGGGAUUACAAAAACAGAUGAUUCUAAAAGAGAUGUUAGCCCUCAUACCUUAAGCCUAAAGUACAACUAACAUUAGUGAACCUCACUUUUAUGAUAUGAAGUUUUUAUGCAGAGAAGUCCUUCUUUUGAAUUUAUGAAACCACAAAAAUGAGUUUCUUAAUGUGCACAUGGCCAUUAAUAAUGAAAGAAUGGCUGGGGUAGUGACAUGCAUCUGUAAUCCCAGCUACGUAAGUGUUGAAACAGGAGGGUCACAGGUUCACUAUUGGGGAUUGAAAGCAUGGAAAUGCCUUAAUAAUGAUAGGGAAAAUGAGAGUCAAUCUGUAGUAUCCCAUAACUUGGAGAAAAUAUUAUACAUGCUUUUCAAAAUUCAAAUCAACAUACAGAACAAUUUAAAAAGUUUGUGAAAUUCAGUUUUAGUUUACACUCUUCAAUUUAAAAAAUGAGGGACAUUGGCCAAAUGUUUCUCUACUUUAGUUUUCAAUAUUCCUAUUUCCAAUUAUACUGUUCUAAGUAUAAUUAUAAUUACGUAUCCUGUUCUAAGUAUAAUGCAUUUUAUAAAGAAAUACCAUUUUAAUUUCACCAUUUUAUUGGAUUUAUUUCACAUCAAAUGUGAUUUAAACUCCUUAAGCAUAUAAUACUUAAUUUUACACUAGCAUGUAUAUUAUUGGGUCUUUAAAAAGUAUUUAAAAUCUUAUAGAGUUAGCUACCCCAUACCGAUGAGUCCCAAAAAGGAUGAAAUAACAGGCUAAAAAGCAUCUCUUGACCUCUUCAUCCUUUCUUCUCCAUCUUGUUCUUUUUAAAGACUAUGUAUCAACUUGAUAUGCCAAAGGGGAGGUGACAUCUAUGGGAAGCCUCCAGGUCUCUGAAGAGAAAGGGAUGGAGAGAUGGGUGAAGGGGAGGGGAGAGGCACAUAGGGGAAGGGAGGAGGGAAGGGAAUUAAUAAUAAAAAAAAAAUUCUGUUUAUUCAGACUUCAUUUAUGCUUAUUGCUUGUAUAUAUGUAUAUAUUUGCCCCAUCUGUGCUGGACAGACAACACAGAGACAGCACAGGCAGAGAUCAGACAGGACCAAAAGGGAUCAGCUCCCUGCUUACUGUGAGUGGCCAUGUGGAAGCCAUCUUUCCAGCCUUCUUGUCUCCCUUUUAUUGGCACUGCUGAUCAAGCUUUGCAAAGGUAGCAGGUCGUUCCCUUCAGCUUUUGUAAAAUUUGUUUUAUUCUUGCCUAAAUCUGUGACCCUCCUCAAGUAGCUGGGGUCAUAGGGUGUGUCACCAGACAGCCAUUCUGCUUUCUCAUUCCUGAAAACCAAGAACAUUUUAAAAUAUGCAUUGAUGCUUUGCCUGCAUGUGUGUCUGUGUAACGGUGCCACAUCCUCUGGAGUUACAAGCAGUUGUGUCUCCCAUAUGGGUGGUGGGAAUUGAAUCCCAGUCCAAUGCUCCUAAUCACACAUGCAUUUUGAAUAAUGUAUUGUCUUUAUUUUAAAGCCAUGCUUUAUUAUUUAUUAGAUGAAUUAAAGCAUAUUUCAUUCUGAAAAAAAUA